AUUGGGCUAAUGUAUACUGGCGAAGAACAAUCUUCGCAACUGCUGAAAAUAAAACCGAAAAAAUAUUAAUCAAAUUUAAAUUCCUCAUCUUUAAACUCAGUCUAUUAUAGGUUUAACGUGGGAUGAACUGGAUCACUGGAUCAAUGAACUGCUGUAGUGUCGUAGUGUUCAAUGGGUGUUUUCAUCAUAAUAGUGCCAAUCGUGAGGAAAAAAGAGUGCAGUCGUCAACUCACGUAAAAAUUUCGACCUACUAUUUAUUGAAUUCUACGUCAGUCUUUCUAAAUUAAAAAAAAAAUGGCAAAUACAGCAGUAGUUGCAGGCAUAGGAAUUGCUAUUGUAGGAUUCGGAGGCCGAUCGAUAUUCAAUAGAAUGCCAAUGCUAACUCAAAAACUGGCUGAAGCUCUUAAAACUGUAUCAAAACUUGAUUCACAGACUUUAGCGAAUAGUAAAUAUUACAAAGGUGGGUUUGAGCCAACAAUGACGAGGAAGGAAGCAAGUUUAAUUCUCGGAGUCUCACCGACGGUGAACAAGCUCAAAGUUAAAGAACAAUUUAAAAGAUUGAUGUCAGCCAAUCAUCCGGAUCGAGGCGGUUCCCCAUACUUAGCAGCAAAAAUAAAUGAAGCCAAAGAUUUGAUGGAAAAAUCUGGAUGAAAAGAGUGAUCCAUUCAUAUAGAAUGUUUAUCUAAAUUUGAUAAGUGAAUCAUUAAUCUUAGGAAACACCUCAAAUGUACACAAUCGACUGUGAACAAGCAGCUAUCAUUUUUAAUGUUUGAUGAUUUGUAUAUUUUCAAGUGUAAGUUUAUUUAUAAAGACUCAUGAAUGAAUACCUGGAUACCAAUAUAUACAUUUGUAUAGUCA
Venturia canescens is the source of this 858-nucleotide messenger RNA. Its product is annotated as mitochondrial import inner membrane translocase subunit TIM14-like. Gene Ontology annotation, cellular component: PAM complex, Tim23 associated import motor. Lineage: Eukaryota; Metazoa; Arthropoda; Insecta; Hymenoptera; Ichneumonidae. The transcript has 3 exons. Bases 295 to 651 code for a protein of 118 amino acids. Gene Ontology annotation, biological process: protein import into mitochondrial matrix. Gene Ontology annotation, molecular function: ATPase activator activity. The record is from RefSeq and is a predicted model, not a curated record.